AUGAAUACAAACAAAUUGAGGAUGAGCAAGUCUUUGAUAAGAUAACGAUAAUCUCCAAUUCCUCCACUAGAACCAAAACUUUUUGUUGGUUAGCCUUUAAGUUAAUCUCCUCCUUAAUAAAAAAUACCUCAAAUGACUUUUUAGUAAAGAUUGCGGUUGUAUUAUAAAUCUCAAAAUACUUUAACUCCAAAACCAUGGAACCCUCCUUCAGAUGAAUAUGGAACAAUUUUAAGAUUGAUUUCAGUUCAUGAAGUUAUUAAACCAAAGAAAAAGGAAUUAUAAAGUAGAAUCCCAAAUAUUAGUUGCCGUAAAACUAAUAUCCAAAAGAGAUUUGUCACUGAUAUGCCUAAGAUUUAAACUGAUAUUGCUAAUGCUAAGAAAAUAAGGUUAAAUUUUAAAUCACCUAUAAAUGUUUUGAAUAAAAGUAAUUCUUUUGGACCAUGGGAUUCUCCUUUAUGA
This is a messenger RNA of Paramecium pentaurelia, 459 nucleotides long. Lineage: Eukaryota; Ciliophora; Oligohymenophorea; Peniculida; Parameciidae. The record is from the annotation of a GenBank genome assembly.